This is a messenger RNA of Cryptotermes secundus, 1523 nucleotides long. RefSeq names its product INO80 complex subunit C. The transcript has 5 exons. The record is from RefSeq and is a predicted model, not a curated record. Gene Ontology annotation, cellular component: Ino80 complex. NCBI's taxonomy places the organism in Eukaryota, Metazoa, Arthropoda, Insecta, Blattodea, Kalotermitidae. Gene Ontology annotation, biological process: chromatin remodeling. Bases 280 to 747 code for a protein of 155 amino acids.
AUGUUGCUAUUGGUUAACCUCUACCUCAAAUGACCCUCGGUUGGAUCGAUACAAACUAGUAUACGGUACGAUGUAAAUGAUGUCGAAGAAAUACAGUGUUAGGUAGUAACAGUAAUGAUGCGUGUGUUACUAAGGUUGAAUCGGUGGUACGAGCGUUGCAAUAAUUUAUGCUGUAAUUGGAAAUAAAGAGGUCAUUCGGUGUGAUCACAGUAGUUGGUUGUAUCGAUAAAUAACAGGUGAUACAACUAAAUUAAAUCGUUAUUAGAGAAUUACUGCAUCAUGGUGAAAAGGAAACGUCCGAAUACUCCACUUGGAGAUGGGGACAGUGCCCCAAGCAGUGUGGGUGGCUCUGGAGUGCCAAGCCCUGUGUCAAUUUCAGCAGCAGAUGUAGCUAUAGAGGACUUAAAAGAGGAAAAGAGACCUGUUUUCAAAGAUCCAGACUUUCAGCACAGCAGCAAAACGAGCAACAAGAAGAGGGCAUGGCGGUCACUGAAGCAGAUUGUUGCUCAAGAGAGGGCAUUGCAGUGGGGAGAAGAUUUUGUGCACUAUAGCACCAUUGAUGCUCCACCGUCCUUCAAACCUGCCAAGAAGUACUCCGACAUUUCAGGCCUUCUGGCAAAGUACACAGACCCACAGACAAAACUGUACUAUGCCUUGUCUGAAGAAUUUUCUACAAUCCGAAGUUUGCCCAUGGAUAUUGCUGCAGGUUAUUUGGCUCUGCGACGGGCUAACAACCCCAUGGGGUGAUUUUGCUCACUGGCUAGAUGUUCUGCCAUGAAGUUGCCUUGCCACAGAGCAGUUCUAUUGGAGCCACUGGGAACUGCCCGUAAACCGAAUGUCUGUUCCACAUAUUUAUUCUAGUAAACACUUGUAGCACUAUAUUCGUGAGUCGCCCCCAUUUAAUGCAAAGGUUAAGGAGGAUAAGCUAUAUCUCGACAAGAAAGCCUGCAGUAUGAAUUCUCUGCCAUUUACCAUAUUCAUGAUUAAUAAAGCCUCUUAGUCAGUUUAUGCUGAUGUUUUAAGAUGAGGUCUAAAUGUAAACUUUGGACACCUUCAUUUGAUGUGAGCAGAUGGAUACACAGGCAUGGAAACGUUAAUUUCUACAAUUUUAUAAUGCAUCUUGCCAUGGGGUGGUGUUUCGUACAAUUUCAGAUAAAGAGAACUUCAUUCACUCACUAAACAAAUUUUUAUUCAUGGGCACAAUCACUAAAAAAUCUUAGAUCUCAUUAGGGAUGUUCUGUAGACUUUCAUCAUUAAUUACACGUUAAAAGGUUCUUGGCUGUGAGCUCAUUUAAGUGUACAUGACCUAAUAAAAGUAAUGAACUUCACAAACCUACGGCCACAAUAUAAUCACAUGCCGAGUUGUAUGUAUACUCCUCACAUCUCUUGUAGUGGUUUGCAUGUAGGACCAAGGGGUGGCAGUAAGUGUACCAGAAAGGUUUAUGAAUGGUGAAGAACACAUUGUAAGAUGCCUUAUUAUAUGUAAAAUGUCAAAACAUAAAUAAAAAUUAUAAUUUAGUGAG